AGCAUACGCUCGGGCCAAGUCAACGGUAUCAUAUCAAACUGAAGUGUCAACGGCACAAUGGGUGAUAAGUCAGACACCGCUGACCACUUAUACGAAGUGGCGGAAGGGGUAGGCCGUUUGGAAGAUGACAAAAGUAUUAACAUGGACCUCACAGUCGCCCUCACACAUUUACUUUUAGACCGUCUGGCGACUACAACGCAACCGAGCCAACGGCCGUGUAGAACUGAAACCAGCGAUAUAGAUGUAUCGAAUAUAGGCAGUCAGAGUGCUUCAGUUGUGACUAUGAAAGACAGGAGAGGGUAUACCUUAGAAGAGGGAAACGUGCAUGGUCAAGAUAUGGAUGCGUUAGCAGAUUCCGGUGUAAGACAGGAACAGGAGUCAAAUUACAUGUUGAACGGUAGUAAACAACCAGCGAUCACCGUGAAAACCGGAUCAAGUGCUAGUCGGUCGCACAACGCAGUCGGCGAUGCGAUAAUGAUAGACAAUAAGAUGCAUUGCAUGAAUCAGCAAAUUGUCGGGAGCGAUAGGAGCAGUGAUUGCGACGAUACAUUAGAUCGCAGCACUACAGGUACAGGAGUCCAUAUUAAUGAUACGACUAGAGCAUACAAGAAAAGAAAUCUGGAUGCCAGUGACAAGGCUGAGCCGUUAGAAACCACAAGUUCUAAACAAGAUGCGCAGUAUGAAUCAGUGGAGGAACAGAAAGAUGCUGUUGGUGACAACAAAAUAUCACUAUCAUCGAUAGAAACGCUCACACAAGCGGGCUGGCCGAUAUCAGAUAGUAUACAGAAGGAUAAUGAGAUUUUCACAAUCAUAAGCAGCGACAGUACGCCCCAUAGCCAAAGCGCUAAUAUUACUGAAUUCGGCCUUGAGCAGGGACAGACACUUGGUAAGAACUUGCCGAAUGUUGACAAUAGUGCCAUUCCCGAGAAUACAUCUACUUCAAAUGUAGUGUUCGAAGAAGGAUCUUAUGAUAUGCACCCGGUUCCAAUAGAGAUAAUACUGCGCGACAGAACAAGUGUGUUAGCUGAAGAUGGUCUAUUUCUGCAGACCCUUUGGGAUGAUACGCUAGAUGCCAUUGCGCUGGACUUCGAGGCCCGGGAGGAUAUACCAGCAGUCGCUCCCAGCCCUAUAAACCCUGGCGAGCUCGUUGACAGCAAACAUGAUCAUUACGAUGCACGCGUGGCUCAAUGCGUAUCCGAUCUCCUCACAUGGUCACGUGCGUAUUCGGCCUUGUUGUCCAGCAUCUUACGAAUCACAUCGGAGGCGCAGAUAUCACACACGGAUUUAACUACAGAAAUUAGCAGUAUUGGUGAUCUCGAAGGGGACCAUAGCGAGCACACAAACAUCGCAUUGCCACAGACAAAAUCAGACACAACUGUGUCAGAUAUGUACACUUGUGAUGAGAGUAAUUCUGAUUACACACAAGAGGUCGAGACUAGCACAUCACUGUCCUCACAUGUAACAGAGAACCUUGUACAGAACUCACGGGCACGAACCCAGAGUGGACAUGCUGAACCACCACAAAGUACACGUACAUCGCUUAAUGCGAAUCAGAUGCCAGCACAAGCCCUGCCAUCUACUGGGUUGCGAUGGAAGGAACUUGCAGGCAAACUCGUCUGUGCUACAUUUAGGUCUAUUCGACAUAUGCUGCUGGAGUAUCGCUCGCUGUGUAUGCAGAUUACGAAGAGAUAUGCCGAGUGUGCGCUGAUCGAUCUACCCACCAACAUCAAUGAUUUGGAUUGGGAAACUUUGGGAGUGUUAGAUGUGUGCACAGUGACUGAUGUUCCCCAAACACACACAGCACACACAAACACACCGGCAAGUGGGAAUGCCGGUAACAUAUAUUCACAACUUCCGGAAUCCGAUGACUAUGUCAGGGAUUGCAUGAGAUCAGCGAUGCAGAUGUACGAGCUGGUGAAGUCUCACUGCGUCCGUAGAGUGGGGGUGCUGUUAGUGAACGAAUACACUAACCUACUCUCCGUGUCUGAGGAUACUAUAAACCGAGAAAGUACGGAUGAUAUACCUGCAGAUCAGAAAACAAAAGAUAGCUCGUCUCCGAAGCGUUGGGUCGAGUGGAUCGAGGGACUGACUAAGCGUAUACGCAUGGAUGUACAAACUCUAAGAGAGUAUGUCUACCGCUACAAUUCAUUUGGAGCUUAUGGUAGGAGUAUUGGGAAGGUGAACUAUAAAGAACACGAGUCGCUCGCAGAUACUAAUGACAAAGGUUUGAUAUCCUCAACACCGAUGGACCUCGCCCUGUCGCGACUGGCCGUGUCUGCUGAAGACUUGGUGUUAAGCACACGAGGAUUCUUCGCGCGUGCCUUGCACUACCAGGAGGGGGUGAGCAAAGCCACCGCACUCUGGCACAACGAGGGCUCGCAAGGAACAGUUAGGGCCAGGGAUGCUACACAUAGGCCAGAACAUACCGAGUCGGGCUUGAAUGGGUCUGUGAUACGGACAACGAGUGGAGCUGACAGUUCGCGCGCUGGCGCUUUCGACGGAGGAGUGAACUGUACCGAUACCGCAGCCGAGGAAAGCGAAGAAUCACAUCCCGUUGUAUCUGGCCAGAAUGUGCAGGCAUCUGCGACAGAAGCCGACAAAACAACUGAUGAUACACUGGCGUUGCUACAGGCGUCUAUGACUGAUGUGGAUGUGAUGUGUACGGACGUGCAUGGCCUGCUCAAAGCACUGCACAAACACAGAGAACUAUUGGAGAGAAGCGCAGCCAAUCUGAUCCCUGCCGGGUCCGUCCAGGAAAAUGAAGCGGACGAUACCGGCGAAGGGGAUACGAUGCUUUGUGAGGACGCCGCUUUUGAAAGUAAGCAAGGUCAGCUGGUCUCGCGAGGAAUGGAAGUGGGCGAGUUCGAUGUCAUUGGCGAUGACGAAUACUUGUCGGAUGAAGACGAGGAUAUGAGGGCAAUGAAGCUAAUGUCAAGGGAUGAGAGAAUACAACACAUGGCAGCUAAGAAGAAACGAGAAGCACAGGCCCGGUUGGACGCAUCAGCCCCACUACUAGUGAUGUCUGAACUGCGAAGUGUAUUAAAAGACAGAUCCAAAUAG
Messenger RNA from Sphaeroforma arctica JP610, 3060 nucleotides. RefSeq lists its product as hypothetical. The transcript is spliced from 4 exons. The coding region runs from base 58 to 3060 and encodes 1000 amino acids. The record is from RefSeq and is a predicted model, not a curated record. NCBI's taxonomy places the organism in Eukaryota, Ichthyosporea, Ichthyophonida.